This is a messenger RNA of Miscanthus lutarioriparius, 1038 nucleotides long. Lineage: Eukaryota; Viridiplantae; Streptophyta; Magnoliopsida; Poales; Poaceae. The record is from the annotation of a GenBank genome assembly.
AUGGCGACGGAGAAGCGCCGGCGGCGGCACUCACCGUCGGCUGCCACGCCCAACGCCACGCCGACGUCCUUCUCAAAUCCAGAAGCCGCUAUAUUGCACUCGCCUUCCCCUCCGCUGGACCUCAUCCCCGACAUCACCUCCCGCCUGACUUCCCUCGAGGACUUCUUCGCCCUGCGCGCCUCCUACCGCGCCGUCCUCCCGCCGUCCCGCGGGGCCCUCGCCUGCCAGUCCCCGCUCCUCCUCGUCGCCAUUUUCCCCUCCUUCUCCGAGGCGUUAUUCCACCUCUCGCUCCGCCGCCUCCACCGCUUCCGCCUCCCCUGGGGCCAUCACCUGCCCCCAUCCCGCCGCACCCUCCACUACGCGCACGGGUACCUCGUCACCUCCACCACCGCGUCCUCCCACUACCCCCCGGGCUCCUGCUCCUCCACCUCUUCUCCGGCGAGCAGCUCCGCCUCCCCAAGGCCCAACGUCCAGCACUGCCACCCUGGGGACGCGCUCUGGCGCGUGGCCACCGCUGAUGCGCCCCACGUUGUUGACGAUAUGCUCUUCGUCGAUGACACCCUCUACGCCCUGGUAAAUGGCCUCCGUCUUGCCACAGUCGAACUGUCUGAUAGUUUGCUGGAACUGUCGUUUCUAGGAGAGGAGGUGGAUGACGAAAGCAAGCCGGCGGGAGGACAGUUCACGCUCGGAGAGUGCGGGGCUGAUGUGUUGUUCAUCAGUCAGGAUCACACGGAGAUGAUGGUGUACCAUGUUUAUCGGUGGGUGUUUGAGGUGGGGAAGUGGGUUUCAAUCACGAGCUUAGGCGGGCGGACACUGUUUCUUGGUUUCUUCGGAUUUGCAGCCUGUAUUGGUCCAGAUUACCCAGGAAUCCGAGGGGAUUGCUUAUAUGCAGCUGGGCCGCGCUUGGGUGAAUGGCAUGAAUACUCCUUGGCUGAUGGAACUUGCGAUGUUCGCUAUGCUGAUUAUCCAGGUGCACCACCCCUGAACAACAAUUCACCUAUCAGACCUCCAGUCUGGGUCUUCCCCAGCCUGUGUUGA